AUGAGAAACAUAAUUGAGAAGAUGGUGAGUAAAAAAGAUGUGAUUCUAUGCAGAGGAAUAUGGUAUGUGAUCACACUAGUGUCGCUCUUUGGCCUCUACAUAUCCCUCAAUCUUAUAUGGCCGCAUAAAGACUCGUCAUCGUCCUCUCCAUUCCUUAGGGACGGUGCAGUGAGUUUCACAACAUUCUACGCAGUGACGCUAUUCAGAUAUCUCUUUUCGCCAAACCUUUGGAUCCCUCCACUUGCUACAGAGAGUUUACUAGAAAUGUAG
This is a messenger RNA of Arabis nemorensis, 270 nucleotides long. The record is from the annotation of a GenBank genome assembly. NCBI's taxonomy places the organism in Eukaryota, Viridiplantae, Streptophyta, Magnoliopsida, Brassicales, Brassicaceae.